Miscanthus lutarioriparius is the source of this 633-nucleotide messenger RNA. NCBI's taxonomy places the organism in Eukaryota, Viridiplantae, Streptophyta, Magnoliopsida, Poales, Poaceae. The record is from the annotation of a GenBank genome assembly.
AUGGGAUUGAAGCUUUCUUGCAUCCACCACGGCAGCCUCUCGCGGCAGGUGGACCUGCCGGCCUCGCCGGCACCGGCCAGGGUCAUCGCAGCAGACGGAUCGCUGAAGGAACUCCCGGCCUCCUCUCCCUCUAUCGUCUCGGACGUGCUCGGCCAGAGCGGCGGCGCAGCGUCGUCGUCGUCGUCGUCGUUCUUCGUGUGCAACUCCGACGCGCUAUACUUCAACGAGCGCCCGCCGGCGCUGUGCCCCGGCGAGGUGCUCCGGCCGGGGCAGACAUACUUCGUGCUCCCGGCGGCCAUGCUCGACAAGCCGCUGUCGACCGCCGACAUGGCCGCGCUGGCCGUGCGGGCGACCACGGCGCUCGCAUCCAGCAGCAACAGCAAGCCGAGGCGUCACGGGCGGCGCCGUGGCCAUGGUGGCGGCAAGAAGAAGGCAGUUCGCGUCAUGCCCGUGCACGAGGAAAUGGACGACGGCGGCGAGGACGUCUUCUUCAACGAGAAGCUAAACCAACAGACGCUUGGGGAGUUCGGGAUGUUGCUGAACCCAGCGAAGAAGGACGAGAAGCUUGCAGCCGCCGCGGCGACGUCGAGGCUCAAGCGGGCGCUGAGCAUCAUUCAGGAAGACGCCGAGUGA